AUGGGUUUGUUAGGCUCUACUCAUUCCAAAGUUAAGCAAGCCAGAAUCCUUCUACUUGGCUUGGACGCAGCAGGAAAAUCUACUGUACUCUAUAGAUUCAAAUUUAAAGAGCCUUUUUCAACGAUCCCAACAGUUGGAUUUAAUGUAGAGAUGAUACAAACAGAGAAGCACCUGCAAUUAACUAUAUGGGACAUUGGAGGACAGGAGAAGUUGAGAUCAUUCUGGUGUUAUUACUUUGAAAACACAGAUGGGCUUGUAUAUGUGGUAGACAGCACCAAUAAGCAAACACUAGAUGAGGCAAAGAAAGAAUUUCAGUUCAUCGUGCAGAAUGAGCUGAUAAAGAACGUGCCAGUGGUUGUGCUAGCCAACAAGCAAGAUCUUCCUGGAGCACUGAAUGCAGAUGACAUAACUCGAAAAUUUAAUAUGAAGAAGCAUUGCUCUGAUCGGGACUGGUACGUGCAGCCAUGCUGUGCCCUCUCAGGCCAGGGAUUGACUGAAGGCUUCAAUAAAGUGACUGAAUUUGUGAAAAGGUCAAAAGAAGAUGCCCUAAGCUUUUCCAAGCAGAAUGUAAGACUUAAAACAUCGCGAAGAGUAUGA
Molecule: messenger RNA, 597 nt
Organism: Pseudophryne corroboree (corroboree frog)
Lineage: Eukaryota; Metazoa; Chordata; Amphibia; Anura; Myobatrachidae
Gene: ARL14
Product: ADP ribosylation factor like GTPase 14
Exons: 1
Coding region: 1-597 (198 amino acids)
Biological process (GO): vesicle-mediated transport; intracellular protein transport
Cellular component (GO): cytoplasm; plasma membrane
Molecular function (GO): GTP binding; GTPase activity
Source: RefSeq, a predicted model, not a curated record